Messenger RNA from Sorex araneus (European shrew), 1080 nucleotides. RefSeq names its product dual oxidase maturation factor 1 (gene DUOXA1). Gene Ontology annotation, cellular component: endoplasmic reticulum membrane. The coding region runs from base 1 to 1029 and encodes 342 amino acids. Gene Ontology annotation, biological process: protein transport. The record is from RefSeq and is a predicted model, not a curated record. The transcript has 6 exons. NCBI's taxonomy places the organism in Eukaryota, Metazoa, Chordata, Mammalia, Eulipotyphla, Soricidae.
AUGGCUGUUUUGGGAGACAUGUUACCCUUCUACCCUGGCCCCAAGCCCACCUUCCCGAUGGACACCACCUUGGCAGUCAUCAUCACCAUCUUCCUCACGGCACUGGUGACCUUCAUCAUCAUCCUGCCAGGCAUCCGGGGCAAGAUGAGGCUGUUCUGGCUGCUGCGGGUGGUGACCAGCUUAUUCAUCGGGGCUGUGAUCCUGGCUGUGAAUUUCAGUUCCGAGUGGUCAGUGGGCCAGGUCAGCACCAACACGUCCUAUAAGGCCUUCAGUUCCGAGUGGAUCAAGGCCGAAGUUGGGCUGCAGGUCGGGCUUCGAGGAGUGAACAUCACACUCACAGGAACCCCAGUGCAGCAGCUGAACGAGACCAUCAAUUACAACGAGGAGUUCACCUGGCGCCUGGGCGCAAGCUACGCUAAGGAGUACACAAAGGCCCUGGAGAAGGGGCUGCCGGACCCCGUGCUCUAUCUGGCCGAGAAGUUUACCCCAAACAGCCCCUGUGGCCUGCAUAGCCAGUAUCGCCUGGCAGGACACUACACUUCGGCCACUCUGUGGGUGGCUUUCCUCUGCUGGCUGCUGACCAACGUGAUGCUCUCCAUGCCUGUGCUGGUCUACGGUGGCCACAUGCUGUUGGCCACGGGCAUCUUCCAGCUGCUGGCCCUGGUCUUCUUCUCCACCACCAUGUCACUCAGCCCACACUGCCCCCUACGCCUGGGCCCCAUGGUGCUGCGUACCCACCUUGGGCCUGCCUUCUGGAUCACACUGGCUACAGGGCUGCUGUGUGUGCUGCUGGGGCUGGCUAUGGCGGCGGCCCACAGGAUGCAGCCCCACAGGCUGAAAACUUUCUUCAACCAGAGCAUGGGGGAAGGCCCUGUGCUGAACUGGAAUCCUGAGGAAGGAGGACUCCUGAGCCCUCGGUACCGCUCCACGGCUGAGAGUCCCGAGCCCCAGAACAUCCCGCUCUCAGAGGCUUCCUCUGAGGCCUGUUGCAAGGAGGAGCACCCUGAAGAACCCAACUGUGCCCUAUAAGGUUCCUCACCCCAGUGGCCACCUAGGCUUCCAGCCUGGCUCUGGACACUG